UCCUUCGCCAGCAUAACCCGUCAACAGCGACAACCGCCGCCUUCCCAAUCCAGAUGGUCACACACUCCCGCUUCCUCCCCAUUCCUUUUCCUCCCACUCCAAUUCCAAUUCCCGUGUCGUCACGACUGCGCUAGAGCCGGUGCCCCCUCCAUCGCUCACUUCCUCCGCUAGGUCCCUGCCUGGGCCGACGGCACGAAGGUGCUUGGCAUGCGCAAGCGCCGCCCGCUUUACAUGCCCCACGACUGUCGCGCCCGGCGAAGCUUACGCUGCCACCUCCUCUCCAGCCUGUCCUCCCGCGUCAUCCUCUCCAUUAUCCCCCCUGCCUGCCGUGCCGGCUCAUCGCGCCCGCCCUCGCACUGCUUCUCGUCUUCAGGAUCGAGGCCUCCUGCUCGGGUGUUGAUGAGGGGAGGAAGGUCUAAGUGAGGGUCAUUGAUGGCGCCGGCGAGCUCGCCGAGAUGGUGAUGUCGGCCAGGGGAAGGGAGGCCGAGGCGGGGUUCAAGCGGUCCCUGUUGAAUUACAUUAUGGCGUUUCCCGUGGUUCUCAAGUCAGUUAAUGUGGUAGCUAUCAAGAGGAUUAAUUGCCAAACUUUCCCAUCAAUUAGGAUGAUGCUGAUUUGUUAUUUAUUUUGUUCCCUAAGUGACGUCUGCCUUACCCGCAUAUCUUAUGAAUAAGGUGAUCAAGCUUAUGGAUAUGCUGCGAUGGAUCUGCCAAUGCAGUUCUUGAGCAAAGGCGAGGAAGAAUAGGACACUGCUUUUGUGGAAUUUAUAGAAAGUGAUGUAGAAGAAGCAGUGUGUUCUAUGCAAAUUAUCUAAAGAAUGUGGUUGGUAGGUUAGUGUGCUUAUUGAAGAACCGAUACAUGCACUUGGUGGUUUAUGCAAACAUCUUCAUAAUAGCAUCCAAGAAGCAAUAGCAAUAGAGAAUUCAGUUAAUGCGGACUUCUUAUCAAGAUGAAGGGCCAUCCUGAUGAAUGGGUGGCCUAAUUCCAAGGAUGAGCAUGGCUGAGGGCAGGAACAAUGUUGGACGAUUCAAAAUUAUUUAGGUCAAUCAUGGCACCAUGCCAAAGAAAUUGCACCAACCAAAGACACGUCGUAGCUGCUAUUGGGCACCCCUUGCAACAAACAAUAAUUGGUAGCUUCUUGAGUUAGCGCUUGGGCAUCUAAAGAUGAAAAGACUGGUCUCUGAGCCAGGCUUUAUGUAAAGCUUCACCAGUGGUGCCCUGAGUCGUGGGAGCUACCUUUACCAAAACCUAGUAGUGAGAUAAAGGAAAAGGUCCACUGACUUGAUCAGCACUGCCAUAUAUUACUGUGGAUAAAGGAACGUGUAGCUGCAUUUUGAUCAAUCUGUACACUACAACAUGCUAACUGACCUUUAAGACUGGUCCCUCAUACACACACAUCCUUGCAAAGUUUCUAGGCAACAAUUUAAUGCCAAAAACUUGGAUAUGAAUGUUGGACUUGUCAAAGAAUGAUUGGCAUGUAAAAACUCUUACCCUGAGAGAGUGACGCACAAAUUUGUGUGGACAUUGUUAUCCCAUCAAGAACAGCUCCGCAAAUAGUGAUUACAUGAUUGAACUGGGAAACAAAGAUGUUGAUUGGCAUUGGAUACGGGAAUUGGAUCUUGAAUAAUGUACAUCUUAAGUGACAGUUGGGGAAGGGGCCAAAUGUAUCCUGUAAAAGUGGCUUUGGAUCUUUUCUAGUUUGCAGAGUGAUGAGAGAUGAAGAUGUGUACUGCGAAAGCCAAAAUGCAUUCUGAUGCUGUUGAUGUCCGUGAUAUGAAUUCUUAGAAGGGCAAGGGAUCAAAUGCAGUAUUGCUCUAAUAAAAAGAAACAUUAUGUAACAGGAAAGGAGGCAUUUUUGUGACUUGGAAGAAGUCUUAUCAAAAGAAGUUCAUUAAGAGUAAAAGGAAAAGAGAAGUUGGAGAAGGGGACGACACGUCCCCAUCAAUGCAUCUUUUACGUAGCAGCCUUUUCCUCACUUUAGGCUUCGGGUGAGACAUGAACAGCUCCGUAUCCACAUGCGCGUGAUGUGAGCAAGAGACCGUAACCUCACAACGAAUCUAUCGUCUAUGAGCACGGCGUUCGCUUGGAUACGGACAGCGAUCGGCACCCUUUCAACAUUGCAUAUCUUCCCUCGCCUUCUUGUUUGACUUCUGAUCCAAUAUUUCCCUCCCCCCCUCUCUUCUCGAUAGCUACUAGACACCAGCUGAAUCCACUUAGAUUAGACUGGGAUUAGGUAUGGGUUUUAUGACAUUAGAUGAGGGAGAAUUCAGGAUGGACAUAUGUUUAUUGGGCUAAUUAUGUAUGCUGUAAAAGAACAAUCUUGAUGUAUGAAAUUGGGAUGACGAAAUUUUGAGGAGUUUGAGCAAUAUUUUGCCUAAUUUUCAUACACGAGAGUUUAGCUAUCUACCUGGGAGGGGGACCAAAUCCUACCUCUCUUCCUCUUCAAUUAGCUAUCCACGCUGCUGCUUUAAUAAGCUGUAAGGUGAGAACUGGACGACGAGAGCUCCAGCAUCAAACUUCUGCACUUUGGGCGCCCGGCAUUGCUCCGUGUCAGUGCAAUCGCACAGUCAUCGGCGUAGUUUUUCCUCCCUUUCGCUGCGGUCUCUCUUCGAGCGAGCAGAGGUGAUAAGCGUAGGGACAGUUCUUGAUAGCAUCGUUGCUAUUCCCGGGAUGGAUUUUUUAUUGAUCAAUGACAAUUCUCUCUGUUUGGGGAUUUGCCGUUCAACCACGGUUUGCUGCUUUUAUUCUCUUCCUUUAGUCGAGAUGAUAUGAGAAGAUCCAGUUGUCUCCAUGAGUCUUUAUUGCUUUGAUUUGCUAUCAUGUGGGUUUCUUCGUUUCAAUGUGUCAUCUAUUUCCUGGGUUUCUUUCUCAUUUAUAUUGCGGCUUAACCACGAGUGAACCUCUCCUCUCGCGUUAUUGGUUCGUCAGCCAUUUGCUGGUGCUCGUUGGUUCUUCUCUCUGCAUAAGUGGGUAUUGCUUUCUUCCUUGCGUCUAAUUUCCAAUAUUCAAAUUAAUUUCUGUUUAAUACAUUGGCAUCUAUUAAUUAUGACAUUUUUCGAAAGAAAUUUUAAAGAUGUAGGUAACUUUUUAAAGAAUAUUUUGAUACAUAUUUCUAAAAAUAUGUAAUGCCAGGGAAACAAAGAGUGGUCUAUAAUGGAUGUUUCAGCAGAUUCUAGUUGAAAAGAUAUGUUUGAUUGCUGGCUCUUGGUUGAAAUAUAAGUUAUAUUUCACUUAAUAGUUUAAAUACAUGUUUUAUGAUGUUAGUCUCAUGGUUCAUUAGAAUAUUUAUGAUUUCCUUUUCACUAAUGAACUGCAAUAAUAUAUGACAGAUGAAGUCUUGUGAGAGGAAAUACAAAGCUGAUUUCAUAGUAAUAAUGAGAAAUUUUCAGGAACCACGAGUAUCAAAGUCAUCUUCCUGGUUUUGAUAAGUAACUAGUGAAUAUAAUUUAUAUGCUACUUGCAAAGAUUACAUUGCAGGAACUCUAAUUCCUUGAUGAUGCAACAAUCUGUGGCAAAUGUAAUAUAUUAUUUCCUCAUUUUCAGAAAACAUGAUAAUGGAACUUAGGUUCUAAUCCAUAUAACUUGUUACUUCCUCUGCAAUUUUGGUCUUUCCAUAAAUCAUUGCUCAUUUAUUUCCUUGUUCCUGUUGUCCUUUGUCCAAUAUGCUACUGGCCUUACGUACUACAUUAUGAAGCUUCCUCAGAUCUCGUGUACCUCUUUCUAUGCUUGUCAACAAUGACUGCAAUUAUGAAUUCACAACAGAAACACUACCAUCUGUGAUUUCGUACGAUAUUAGUGGACAGGCUUGUUCUCUUCUUCAUCUUGAUAAUUAUGAACUCUAGGUGGCUAUAAGCUCUAAUCAUGGCUCCUAGGCAAUCUGGUAUUCUAACACACCCCUCAUGGGCCUGAAGGUUUUUUUUUCUAUAUUCAUGGGGCAACAUGUACUUUUGGAUCUGAAAACUCUUUUAAAGAAAGAACAAGGGCCAAGGCCUAAAAAUGUUCGUACAUCUGUUUUCAGCAGUACAAAUCCAGAUGAGAUUGUAAUUUGAAAAUUGACAACAGAUGCUGCAGCCCGGGAAGCUUGGUAGGUGACUCAAGAAAACUGAGCUGCAGUUAUUCUUCAGGUCUGUAUUGUGGAAACAUGCCUUCUGAAACUUAUGAAGAUGCUAGAGACAGUGACAUGCUAAAGAGAGGUUCCAUGUAUCUGAGCUCAAAAGAAGUAUGGAGAAUGAGAGAAGUAAGAGAAGGAAGGAUCAAACAGGAAUCAGCCUGCAGUGAUGAUGCUUUUAUUUCAUUUGAAAUUGCCAAUUCCUUGCCUCAGUUUUGCUCCAAGGAAGUUGCUUUAUCUUCUCAACAUAGAUAUUCACUUGCUGCUUCUUUAAAUGGUGAGUCAAAGCUGUUAACUACUGACACCAGACACUCGAUUACGAUAAGAUCCAUAGAUUUUCUGGAUCUUUCCUUGCACGAUCUCACUGACAAACAUUCAAGUGAGAAUAUCUCGUGCUCUGAUUUGGUCUCAUUAGAAAGGUCAGUAGAUGAUCUCUUGGGGAUCUGCUUGCAUACUGAUGGUAUGGAGUCUCAUACAAAAGCAGCUCCAGUAUUGUUUGAGGCAGGAUAUCUCGAGGAACAAGUGUCUGAGUGCAACAGCCAUCCAUCAAGUUUCCCGCCCAAGUCCAUGGCAAAGGCAGGCAAGUCGAAAGCACCUUUUCAGUCACAAUAUAGUUAUUGUGAUGGCAGUCCAAAAACUAAGUUUAAUGCACUUAAGAGGUUGUUUGAUCCAGUCAUGAAAUCCAAAUCUCUGCACAAUUCGUGGAGUGUAGAAUCAGAGAACACUUCAUGCACAGAUAUGGAUCCUGCAAAAAUCAGGAACAAUGGAGUUUUGGACAAAUCUAUAGUCAAUGACUACUCAAAAGCAAUGCGAGAGGUGGAGUCUGACGCAGAGCUGAGAGGAGAGAAAGUAUUGACUUCUUUUUCACUGCCUUCUCACUUACAUGGAAUUCUUAAACUGGAAACUAAUAGUGGCAAUCCAUCAUUUGAAUUCCAUGUAAAAGAUCCAGAAGUUGUUCUUUCAGCAAAGGCGUGGAGAACAGAUAAUAUGUUUAAUUGGGUUUACACGAUCCAUAGCUCUAAAAAGAGGAACUAUAACACAUGGAGUAGGAAAAUAGACAAGCAUGGGCAAUCACCACCUAUAGUUGGCCAGAUGCAGGUUUCAUGUUGUCUUUGCUCAGAAAUGAUAGAAAAUGGGCCUGCAGCAAACUCUUCUGUCACAGAAUUUAUUUUAUACGACAUUGUGCAGGCAAAAAGGAGUUUUUCUGUUGAAGAAAGUUCUGAGUGUUCCUUAGAUGCCACUUGUCCUCUUCAAAGAAAUGUCAUGGACAAGUUAGUCACAGAGGAAACCUUAAUGCCAAACAAUUUAAUGAAAUGUCAACAUCCUAUCAGGUAUACUCUUAGUCGUUAUGAGUCAGACGACUCCACUCCGAACCCAUGGUUGCCAGCAGACCUGCAUCCAGAACUUGAGAUUGCAGCUAUUGUGAUUCAAACUCCUUUUACAAAGAAAGAGUGUUCAGAAGAAAUGAAGGAGGUCGGCCCGGAAGGACUAUGCAACGGCCUGAAUUCUGCAAUUGUGAAUGUCAUUACUCCAAGCGGGAGGCAUGGUUUGCCAAAUGUUGAUGCAGGAUGCCCAUCAACAUUACUAGAUAGAUGGAGGUUUGGUGGAGGGUGUGACUGUGGUGGGUGGGACAUGGGCUGUCCCCUUGAAGUAUUUCACAAUACCUAUGCUGAUGAUUGGGUGUAUAAUUCAUCGAUGGACACUCAAAAGUCCAUUUUGCUCUUUGGUCAGGGAAGUAAAGAAAAGGCGCCUGCACUCUCGAUAACGGCUGAUGGACGACAGUAUUUAGUUGAUUUCCAUGCAAAAUUUUCAUCUCUACAGGCGUUCUCCAUCUGUAUUGCUAUCUUGCAUGGUUCUGAAGCUUCUGCAGCUGUUACUCAGGAGAACAGGCAAACAUUGCAAUCUAAUUCAUUGAAAAUUCUCUUUGAGGAGGAAGUUAGGCAUUUGAUCGGGGGAAUCACAGUUGAAGAGAAAAGAAAAGUUAAAAAUGGAGUAGAACAGGUACCUCCAUCGUUCUUCGUAGGUUCAUCCUUUUCUCCGGUGACAAAAUAUUUGCAUCAAUCCUUGCCAGAAUUGACAUUCUGGAAUCUGCUAGAAGAUCAAGAGUGUUAUUAUCUGCAAUGAGCAUAAUCCAGUAAGAGUAGAUCAGUUGCAAGUUUUGCAUGAUGACAAAAUUUGGCAUUAUACCCAACUUAAGUCCUUGUUAAUCACGUCGUAUACCUUGUUCAUGUGCAUAGUUACAAUGUAUCCUUUGUUCAUAAGAAAGAGGUACAGCCUUUGUUAAUAGUUAGAUCUGUUGAAAUUACACACUUUUAUGAUGUUGAAUAACCUUCAUGACAACCUGAUGUUAGUUCCACAAAAAUGAAGUUGAACUCUGACUAACAUUUCCUGA
Messenger RNA from Musa acuminata AAA Group (dessert banana), 6498 nucleotides. RefSeq lists its product as uncharacterized. The record is from RefSeq and is a predicted model, not a curated record. The transcript has 8 exons. Bases 4140 to 6230 code for a protein of 696 amino acids. Lineage: Eukaryota; Viridiplantae; Streptophyta; Magnoliopsida; Zingiberales; Musaceae.